Messenger RNA from Stylonychia lemnae, 1968 nucleotides. Lineage: Eukaryota; Ciliophora; Spirotrichea; Sporadotrichida; Oxytrichidae. The record is from the annotation of a GenBank genome assembly.
AUGGAGUCUGGGAUGUCGUAGAGCAAUACUAUUGUUGAGGGAGGCAAGAAAAGCAAAAAGGUCUGCAGUUGUUUAGAUGUAAUUAAGCGCGCAUUUUAGAGAUAACAGGCAAUCAAUAAUGAUUUCAUGAACAACCAAAGCCAUAAGGGCGAAAACACUCUCACUCAAUUACAGCUUAAUAAAAAUGGAGAGAGUCAUGGAGUGAUCACAACAUAUACCAUAAAUCACACUAAUGUAGGUGAUUUGACAACAAACAUGUUCAUGAACAGACAAAAUUCGCAAACUUACAAUGCUCUGUUGGUUAAGGAUGGAUAAAAAGUAGGAGAUGGUCCUGCUCUGCAGAUGAACUAUAAUGGCACCUUCAUCUAAAACAUGCAAAACCAAAAUCCUAACCAAGGCAACUUUGACACCAACUCUAAUAAUCAGGAAGACUACGUAUUUAGAUUUAUGUAGCGAUACGAUUAUAUGUCUAAGAAGUUCGCACCUAAGCAAGAAUAAAAGCUUAAUAAGAACUGCAGGUCAUUCCUUAAUUUCAUUAUGAAAACUAUCCUUGAAGGAGGUGAAGUAGAAUACUGUGAAGGGAUAGAUACUAACUACUUCUUGCUUAAAUACUUUAAAUUUGAGUGCAUGAUUUGUACAAGAUUAUGCUCGCAUGCUCUAAUCACUGAUUGCUGCAAGAACUCAAUCUGCCUUGAGUGCUGUAAUGAAAUUGCCAAUGAGUACGAGAAGAUUAACACUAGAAUCACAGAAUGUCUGAUAUGUCACAAAGACCUUUCCAAAUCUUUUUAUCUCUUUAGAGAUCCCUACAAAAGUGAGGAAAAGUUAAUAGUCAAGAAGACUGUUGAGUCUUUGAGACAAAGAUUCCAAGAAUAAGAAAGCAGAGUGGCUCAGAAAUUGAAUGAGGACUCGAUCAUGCUGUCUGACUCAAAGAUUAAUCAGAGUUUCUCAGCUGUAAAGCCAGUCAAGCUGACAUUCUAGGACAGAUUUAGUCUGGUUCAGCAAACAGCAUAGAAGAUGAAGAAGCAGUUGGACUAUCUAAAUGAAUCAUUUAGCAAGAAGGACAGAAUGGAACUUCAUAAUAUCAAUAAUGGCCUGCUAGGCUCAGGAUAUGGUAAGAUGGCUGGAGCAAGCACAGGACUCUGCAAAGACAGAGUAAGUCUGCUGUUCGAGGAUAUACUACAGGCUUCUAAUAGCAGACAUUCUAGUCCAAAAAGUGGCACUGAGUCUCCAGUGCUUACAUAAGGUACCACAAGAUAGCAUGAUGGCAUCGGAUCGUGCAGUGGAGACAGUAAAACAGUGAAGGACUACUCUACGAAUAUGUACUUGUCAAAUAUCUAAAAUCAAUCUGCCAUCAAUAACCUUCUUAAUCAUACCACUCAGAUUAAUGUUAACACUACAAACAUAAACACCACAAAUAUGAACCUUAACAAUAACAAUAGCAGAUAUGUGAUUGGUAAUGAUGAGGAACUAAGUGCCAGAGUUAUUACUCAAGAGGAAGAGCAAAAACCUCACAUUCCUCCCUUUAAACAGAUCGGAGGCCGCAAGCGAAUCCAGAAUAACAACUAGCGAGUCAAGCAAGGAGUCCUAUAUAAUAAUAUAAAAAAGCAAAAUCUUAAUAAUUAAGAUGACCUCAGCACACAGUCCUUCCAGUUCCAGACCAACGGCCAGAUAAUCUUUAGCAAGGAAAAGGGAAGAGCAGCUGUGGACUUGGAGAAUCAGAGUAUGGACGAUAUUGUCUCAUCUAACUCAGCCAGAUCGAUCAAUAAAGAUAACCUGCCUAUUAGUAAAAGACUUAGGUCUAGGAAAGCCGUAGCUAACUAGGGAGCAAGUGGAGUCGAUAUUGAGGACAAGGAAAAUGUGAAUGAGAUUAAUAUAAGCAGAGGCUCUACCAAGCGAAACAGCUCUCAGGGUCCAUCUCUGCAAGCCACUGGCAUCAUCUAGUAAAGCAAAAGAAUCAGAAAAGCCUGA